AGAGAGAGAGAGAGAGAGAGAGUGGUCCAUCUGAGUCUAUCGCUGACCGACUUCUGAGAGAAGCCGUGCAAGAUAAGGAAUAUAUGAGAACGAAAGAGAGAGAAUUCUACACUUUCAGCCUUCAUGUUAUUUUCUAGUUUUUGCUUCCAAGUUUCAAACUAGGAGUUCAAGAUCUCUUCAAUAAGUACUGAGGAGACGAGUUUUAGAGAGUUGAAACCACGAUUCUCUUGAGUUAAUUUUCUCUUUUGUUUUCUGGGAAAGUGUAAGAUAAAUCUAGCAAUAGAUUUAUCAGCUAUCGGCAUAUCUUGUUUUUUUCUUUGUUUUUGGCCGGUACUGUCUCAGCUUUUUGAGCUUUUAUUCUUCUGGUUUAACUAGUUUUGGACACAUACCACACAUUUAUUACUCCAAAUUCACUUACAGAAUGAUGUCUGAUUAUGGAAUCUCUCCAAUUCUACCUAUAAUCCAUGGGUUUUCCCAAGAACCAAACACAAACCCUAACCCUAAUCUUAGUACAAAUCAAGCUAAGAGGAAGAGAAACCUACCAGGAACACCAGAUCCAGAUGCAGAAGUGAUAGCUCUCUCACCAAAGUCUCUCAUGGCGACAAAUCGAUUCGUAUGCGAAAUCUGCAACAAAGGUUUUCAGAGGGACCAGAACUUGCAGCUUCACAGAAGAGGUCACAAUCUUCCAUGGAAGCUCAAGCAACGAUCCAACAAAGAGGUGAUAAGAAAGAAAGUAUACAUAUGUCCCGAAAAGAACUGCGUACACCACGAUCCGUCGAGAGCCCUAGGCGAUCUCACCGGUAUUAAGAAGCAUUUCAGUAGAAAACAUGGUGAGAAGAAGUGGAAGUGUGAGAAGUGCUCGAAAAAAUACGCCGUUCAAUCGGAUUGGAAGGCUCAUAGCAAAAUUUGUGGGACUAAAGAGUACAAAUGUGAUUGUGGAACAAUCUUCUCUAGGAAGGAUAGUUUCAUCACCCACAGGGCAUUUUGUGAUGCUUUAGCUGAAGAAAGUACAAGGUUCAUUUCUAUUCCAACACCAACAAAUUUUAACUUCAGAGCUGAUGAAUUGAUGAACGGAACAAUUGGUAAUCUUCAAGCUGCCGGGGUUUCCGGAAACCCCCAAUUUCCGUCGGUGUUCCGGCCAGAUCUUGUUGGGUUGGAGACUGGCCAGCUCAACAUGGAUGGGCACAAACCAAGAUUACCACUGUGGUUAGACCAUGGCAAUUCACAUCCCAACAACCCUAUUGGAAUGCCAAGUAAUUCAAUGGGCUUGCCUGAAGUGGUGCAAACAGCACAGUGGCUCAAUCGGAGCCAAGAAUCACCAUUUUCCGGUGGAAAUCUCUCUCAGUUGGCGGCAUUGGGACUGGUACUAAAAGAGGAACAAGAGAAUAAUGGAAACUUGUCUGAAACUGUGAGUAAUUCUACUUCGUAUUACAACAAUCACAAUCAGACUCAGAAUCAGAUUCAGCAAGAAGCCCCGGCUCACAUGUCGGCGACGGCCUUGUUGCAGAAAGCAGCUCAAAUGGGAUCAACAAGAAACUCCUCAUUGUUCAACAACCGCUUUGGACUGGUGAGCUCAUCAUCAUCACCAUCUCUCUCCAAUGUUGCUUCUUUUAACCAGAUGAUGAUGAUGAGGCAACAAAACCUAGCUGAGAACUUGAAUGGCUUCAUGAAUACUAGUACUGGUGGUGGUGGUGGAGAUGGGUUGCUGUUGUUGGGUGAUAAUAUGAACUCAUCAAGCUCAGCGAUGGAGGCUAAUAACACAAGGAAUUUGAUUAUGGUGAGCAAACCCAGUUGUAAUGAAGCUGAAGGAAGCAUGACUAGAGAUUUUCUUGGUGUCGGAGGUGGAGGUGGCGGUGGCGGUGGCGGGGCUCUGCUGCGACGAGAGAUAGCCAAGUUUGGCUCAAUGGGUGCAGUAAUGGACUUGAGCCAACAGUACAGGAGUGGCAGUCACUGAGUGAGUGCUCCAAAAAAGAUGGGGUUUGAUUGGAACUUGGAAGACUAUUGGCGUCACCUCCAAUCUUGGUCACAGCUCAAGUAUUGGACUUUGGCUUGGAAAAUAAGGGUUUGGUUUUCCCCUCUUCUACGGGUAUGCUUAGAAGACUUUGGUGUUGCUAGUCUACUAGAACUAUUGGUAGAAUUUAUAUCAACCGCUUAUAAUGUAUUUUAUUUUAAGAGUUUGUGAUAGAUUGUUUGCUUUAAUUUAUGUUUACAGUUUAUUAGAUAGAAA
This is a messenger RNA of Camellia sinensis, 2227 nucleotides long. Its product is annotated as protein indeterminate-domain 7. Gene Ontology annotation, cellular component: nucleus. NCBI's taxonomy places the organism in Eukaryota, Viridiplantae, Streptophyta, Magnoliopsida, Ericales, Theaceae. The record is from RefSeq and is a predicted model, not a curated record. Gene Ontology annotation, molecular function: DNA-binding transcription factor activity.